CGUCCUUCUCAAACUGUCCUACUCUCUCUGUUAGAAAACAGCACAGGACUCAAUAAGUUCUCAGGCGGUGGUGUGGGCACUGUUGCUCAGCCUUUUUUAUCUUUAAACAAACGUUUGUAACCUGCGAUAAGUGAACCAGAGAGAGAGAGAGAGAGACGACGCUGAGGUGGUCCACCUGAUCCAGGGAGAGGGAUUUGUUUUCCUUCCUGCAUUCCUGAUGGAGUCGUACAGAGUGACUGGCAUUCCUAACAGCGGACCACAGCGGGGCCACACUCAGCCGUCCCGCCCCUCCAGGCCCCAUAGUAAUGGAGCUGGUACAUACGGUCUCAGCAUCCGUGUCCAGGGUAUAGAUGGACAUCCCUAUGUAGUUCUCAACAACCAGGAUAGGGGUUCUCAGUCCUUUGUCGACCCUAACAGUAAUGGGUAUAUCGACACGGACAGCUCUUUUAUUGAGAACUACGACGAGUAUGAUUUCCGGGGAGGAAAGGAGGCUGGAUCCAACAGCCCCUUUAUGGAGUACAGGUCUCAGAAGAUGAUGCAUUACUCUGGUCCUCAAAAUGGUGUUGCAGAUUCCCAAGGAAAGAAACCAUCCACCCUUCUGAACUUUCAGAAGCAUCCGGAGAUACUGCAGCCAUAUGAUCCAGACACCAACUCCCUGAACCUUGAUGCUUUCCACAGCCUGCCUUCAAGGCCUCUGUCUCUGCCUGAGACUGGGAACCAACAGCAAAUCUCCAAAUCUGCUGUAUCUGCACCAUCCAAUGCCAAGUCAUCAAGUGUGGACCAGAAUAAACCCCCAACCCAGCUAGAGAAAAGGCAGCUUCCAUCUCAGAGCAUGAGUGAGACGGCCCUUUCAAAGCCGAAGUCACAGCGUCAGUCUUUGCCUCCGUCCCAGGUCGCUCAGCCUCAAACCAGGACACUAACAGCCGUGGCUCAGCCGCAGUCCAAACCUCGUUUUGCCAACCUGAAUCCACCUCAGUCCAAGCCAGGCUCUAAAGUUCAGCAGCAACCAGUCCCUCCAGCCCAGCCUCAGCCGUCCACUGUGUCGAGUCCCACGAGUGAGCAGAGCAAGACCUCGUGCAGAUCCCCCAGUUCUAUGAGCAGCGCCAACUCCAGCCUGGAGCGCACCCGCCGUGAGCCUGAUGUCCUUCCUCUACGCAGGACUGACUCCAGCGGGCCAGUUCUUCAGUCCUCUUCCCGCUCGCGCCACUCCUCCUCAUCUUCGACCUCUAAGGCUACGGUAGAUGAGCAGAUGGACGCCCUGUAUGCAGACACCAUCAACCGCCAUGAGAACCGCCGCUACAUCCCCUUCACUCCCGGUUCAGGCAGAGACAUUGACACAGGCUCCAUUCCUGGAGUCGAUGAGCUCAUUGAGAAGUUUGAUGGCAAAGAUGGCAGCCACCAGCGCAGGGGCAGGGCGGGCCGUAGGAACAGGAUCAACCCAGAGGACAGGAAGCGCUCACGCAGCGUGGAUAGCGCCCUCGGCCUUCGAGAUGGCUCUGGCAACACGAACGAGUUUAGCCGCCAGCGGGGCACAUCAAUGGAGCAUGUACUGCGUCCCUCGCAGCUGCGGCUGCAGAAGACAGCAGGCAGUCAGGACUCCUGGCUCACGGCUGUAGAUGGUAAGGUCAACUCCAGGGCUUCAUCUUCUCAUGCCACCAGUGCACCCGGCUCCCCCCAGAACACCAUCUCUAAAGGUGUAAGCUCCAUACAGGGUUACAAAAAGCCACAGACUCACACAUCCUCAGUACCAUUCACCAGUAAAGAGAGUAAGGAUGAUGCCUCUUCAUCUGGAAAGGUUCCGACAACAUUGCUGUCAACAUCGCUGUCCAAGCCCUCUUCCACCGCAGACAAAAAGCCCAGUACAAACGCAGAUGUUCAGGCGACACCUGAUCUUCUAAAAGGUCAACAGGAGCUUUCACAACAAACACACGAAGAGACAGCAAAACAAAUUUUGUUCAAUUACCUUAAGGACGGAAGCAACGACAAUGAUGAAGCGACGAAGAGAAAGGUCAACCUGGUCUUUGAAAAGAUACAGACGUUGAAGUCUCGGGCCACGGCAAGUUCACAAGGCGACAACAAAUCCCUGGACUUUGCUACACAGACCAAAGCUCUGCAGGAGCAAAAUGCUGAACUGGAGAAAGAAAUGGUCGAACUGAAGGAACAGCUUGAGAAGAACCAGGCUGACAAGAGGACAGCAGCAGAUUUGAAGGAGCGGAGUGCAGAGGAGUGCAAGCGUCUGAAGGAAAAACUAGCCAAAACAGAGGCCGAACUCCAGACCACAGUUGAAGAGCUGUUCCAGGUGAAGAUGGAGAGGGAGCAGUACCAGACAGAGAUCAGAGACCUGCAGGACCAGCUGUCAGAGAUGCAUGACGAGCUUGACACGGCCAAGAAGUCACCCUCUGAUGGAGAGAAAGACAUCAUUAUGGCGGAGAUGAUGCAACUGAAGCUGGAGAUGCAGGAAGUUCUCCUGGCCAAGGAGGAGCAGGAGGAGUUGCUGAGGAGGCGAGAGAGGGAGCUGACAGCUCUGAAAGGAGCCCUGAAGGAGGAAGUGGCUGCUCAUGAUCAGGAAGUGGACAAGAUGAAGGAGCAGUAUGAGAAGGACAUAAGCCGGCUACAGAUGUCUUUGGAGGAGGCCAAGCAGAGCAGCGCAGCAGUGGUCCGUGAGAAGGCUGAAGUGGAGGCAGCCAAGGGUGCAGUGGAGGGCCAAGCAGGGCGUCUGUCCCAAGAGGCCGAGCGGCUGCGCAGGCGGGCACAAGAGCUGGAGAAUGAGGUGGCCAAACUCAACCGCAUCAUUGAUGAGGCCAAGCUACAGGAGAGCAGGCUGGGUGACAGAGUUGGCCGACUGGAGAGAGAGAAAAAGCAAUUGGAAGAAUCUUUGGCUGAAAUUAAGGAGCAAGAAGAGGAAAUGUCACGUGCCAAUCGAGCGUUGACUAUUCGGUUGGAGGAUGUGCAGAGGAACUUGACCAAACUGAGCAGUGAACACAAGGAGUUGGAGGAGAGGUUACAAGAGGAGAGGACUCAGAAGGAGCAGUUCAAGAACAUGAAGAACGACAUAGAGGAUGAGAGGAGGUUGUUGGAUCGGACAGUGGAGAAACUCCAGAGGGAGAUGAAUGAUAUUGUGGAUGCGUCUCAGUCAUCCACCCGGGAGCUGCAGGAGCAGAUUGACAUUUAUAAAGAGAAGAACCGUCGGGAGCUGACGGAGCUGCAGAGGCUUCUGAAGGAGCGAGGACAGGAGCUGGAGAAGUACCUGCUGGCUACCAAAACCCUGCAAGAAGAGUUGUCACACCAGGAGGAGGACCUGCAGCGGUGUCAGAGGGAACGAGACGAGGCCGUGCUCAGAGAGAAGGCGCUGGAGAAAAAGGUCCAAGAUCUGGAGGUGGAGGCUGAGACGAAGGCCCACUCUAAAGAAGAGAAAGCUAGACAUGUCAAACUCAUGGAGGAUAGGAUUGCUCAGCUGGAGUUGGACCUGGAUGAGGAGCGUCAGAGUGGAGACCAGCUGAUGGACAGGAUAGACCGUGGAAGAGAGCAGGUGGAGCAGAUGAGGAAUGAACUCCUGCAGGAGAGGGCUAGCAGACAGGACCUGGAGUGUGACAAGAUGGCUCUGGAGAGACAGAACAAAGAUCUGAAAGGCAGACUGUCUCAUCUAGAGGGCUCCCAGAAGUCCAACAAAGAGGGCCUGGUAGCCCAGCUGGAGGAACGCAUACAGGAGCUGGAGGAGAGGCUGGAAGGGGAGGAAAGGGACCGUGCCAACCUGCAGCUGGUGAACCGCAGGCUGGAAAGGAAGGUAAAAGAGAUGAUGAUGCAAAGUGAAGAAGAACAACACACAAUGCAAGAUCAAAAGGACCAAUUGAAUCUGCGUCUGAAGGCCUUGAAACGGCAGAUGGAUGAGUCAGAGGAGGAGAUCGACCGACUGGAGCACAGCAAGAAGAAGCUGCAAAGAGACCUGGAUGAGCAACAGGAGGCCAACGAGCAGCUCCAGAGCCAGCUCAAAGCUCUGCGAAGUGAAAUCAGGCGUAAGAGCUCCUCUGCCCCGCUGCUGAACAGUCUGCACGACGACGACGAUGACGACGAUGACAUCAGCACUGAUGGGGAGACGUACUUCAGCUCAUCAUUGGGGUACAAACGCUCCUCAAGUCAAGACAACAUCUUGUCCUCCUUCACUUUGUAAACAAACCCUGAGGUCGAGGAUAAAGCUGCUGUAUAUUCAUCACUGUUGGACCAAACGGCUGGAGAUCCGUGCCAUGUGCUUUUGAACAAAACUGUAAAUAUUACACCAAAACAUCUGUGUGAAUAUUCAGAGACUGUAAAAAUCCACUUCAACAGAGUUAACACAAUUCUCCUGGAUAUUAAUUCUAGGUACAAUCUCGAUGUCCAUAAAUUUACUCAGUAUUAAUUGAAUAGCUCUGAGAUUGAUGGAUGAAAUCAUCAUUUAGAAAUUGAAUGUAUAUACUGUUUAAUCUGGUAAUUUUACAUUCACAAAUUUAGUCUCAUGUAAAUUAGUUCUAUUCUGAGUCUAUUUUCCUUGUUAACAAAUGGAUUACAUGUGCUUGUCAAUGAUUAUAUAGCAAUAGUAAACUUGAAAAUGCACUCUUUAAUGCACUGUAAAGCAACGCAACCAGUACUGCCUUUGUAAACAAUAUGAAGUUAUUAACCCUUUAACUUUUUUUAUGCCUAUCAAAUAUGUUAGAUUUACAUACAAUAUCUGAAUAUUAUUUUUUGUAUAAUUCAGUCAAAUAAAAUAUAUUUACAUUUUUUUUUUUUUUUUUUAAGAAUGAAGAUCAAAUCUGAAUAUAUGAAGUGAGCAGUACCAGGAAGUUUUGUUUUUUAUUUAUUCUUGGUUGAAUAUACAAAAUCCUGACUCAGUGAGGGUUUUAGGGAACAGUAAAUGAGGGACUUUGUACACAUCCAUUUUUAUACAGUUUUAUAUGGUUUGAUGACAAAUAAUAGAUCCAUGAAAAUAUUAUCAACAGCAUUGAAACAUUAGUGUAACAUUUUGUCAGACAGGCUUCUCCAAAUAUUAGCCACAUCACAGUAUUGCUUAUACAUCUACUGGAAAAGGCUGCGUCAUACGAGCAUGUGGAAAUGAGCUUUCUUUAGUCUUUUCUGUGAUUACUGAUUCUGAAUCAGACUUCAGUACCGAACAAAGCCACACAUAUCAAAAACCAUUAAUCUCUGAAGACAAUUAUUAUACUGGAAACACUUUGAUUUAACUUGGUGAUUUCUCUCUGUUAAUACUGAACAUGUUUAAUUCUUUUUGUUUAAUGUUUAACAUUUUCAUACAUGAGGCCGUCCAGUGCCUGUAAGAAUGUGUGGCCCUUUUUUAAUUUUCCUUGAACUAAAUGAGGGAAUUUUCUUCACAUGAGAUAAACUGACAAUUGAUGUUUUUACUACACUGUGAUGAUUUGCACUCUCUGUUGGCUCUGUGCUUAAUAUGCCCAAGUCCGACGCCUCUGGAGGGAGAGUAGAUUGAGACAAAUUACCACUACCUCUCUGUACACAUUUGUAUGUUGAUAAAUCCUGCUGAGACUAAAAUAAAUUUACUUCCAGUUACUCUCAAA
Molecule: messenger RNA, 5558 nt
Organism: Dicentrarchus labrax (European seabass)
Lineage: Eukaryota; Metazoa; Chordata; Actinopteri; Moronidae
Gene: cgnl1
Product: cingulin-like 1
Exons: 19
Coding region: 218-4168 (1316 amino acids)
Cellular component (GO): myosin complex
Source: RefSeq, a predicted model, not a curated record